This is a messenger RNA of Eucalyptus grandis, 1431 nucleotides long. RefSeq names its product fatty acyl-CoA reductase 2, chloroplastic-like. Lineage: Eukaryota; Viridiplantae; Streptophyta; Magnoliopsida; Myrtales; Myrtaceae. Gene Ontology annotation, cellular component: intracellular membrane-bounded organelle. The transcript is spliced from 8 exons. The coding region runs from base 1 to 1431 and encodes 476 amino acids. Gene Ontology annotation, molecular function: alcohol-forming very long-chain fatty acyl-CoA reductase (NADP+) activity. Gene Ontology annotation, biological process: long-chain fatty-acyl-CoA metabolic process; suberin biosynthetic process. The record is from RefSeq and is a predicted model, not a curated record.
AUGGCCAUCAAAGAUAAAAAUAACCGCAAUUGCCGUGACAUUCAUGUUGCCGCUAUUGCCUCCCCUCCUGCCAUCAUGGACGUGGCUCGGGAAUCGCAAGAUGGUAUAGGAAUAAUUGACUUCCUAGAGAGAAGGAACUUUCUCAUCACUGGUGCGACUGGGUUUCUUGCGAAAGUUCUCAUUGAGAAGAUUUUACGAGUCGCGCCCACCGUAGGGAAGAUCUUCCUGCUGAUCAAGGCAAAAGACGAACAAGCUGCCAUGGACAGAUUCAAAGGCGAGGAUGGUGAUGUCAUAAUAGGGUGUGAGUUGUUCAAGUGCCUACAACAAAAGUAUGGAGAAGGGUACACGAAUUUCAUGCUGAGCAAGCUCGUUCCAGUCAAGGGCGACAUUCGGGAGUUGAAUAUGGGAAUAGGGGACAAUUUGCUUUGCCAGAUAACGCAAGAAGUCGAUGUCAUCAUAAACUCAGCAGCCAACACGACUUUGGAUGAGAGGUACGACGCCGCUCUCGUUGCGAACGCCAUUGCGCCUUCUCGGCUCUUAAGCUUCGCCAAGAAAUGCAGGAAACUAAGCCUUUUCUUGCACCUGUCUACCACAUUUGUGAAUGGAGAGAGGCCGGGAAUAUUAAUGGAGAAGGCCUUUGAAAUGGGGGAGAGCAGAAUAGAUUCGUCGACUCAAAGCAAGUUGGACGUCCAUCACGAAAUAAAUUUGGUUUCAGAUUUAAUCGAAACACUCCCUCCAAAUGAAGCGCCUCAGAAAUUAAAGGAGGUUGGUUUGGCCAGGGCAAGAAUGUAUGGGUGGCAGAACGUAUAUCAAAUGACAAAGGCCAUGGGGGAGAUGAUGAUAAACGCAGGAAGAGGAAGAGUACCCGUUGUCAUUGUUCGUCCUAGCGUAAUCGAGAGUACUUUUCGACAGCCUUUUCCUGGGUGGAUUCAAGGAUACAGAGUACUCGACCCCUUAAUCUUGUCCUAUGGGAAAGGACGACUCCCUGGCUUCCUGGUCAAUCCCGACACGGUUAUGGACGUGGUACCGGCAGACCUAGUUGCAAACGUGAUCAUCGCGGCCAUGGCAAAGCACGGGACCGCCGCAAGUCCCAGCAUCAAUGUGUACCACGCUGCGUCGUCCACGGUCAAUCCGAUGACGAUGUGCGACAUGUUCAACUAUUCCCGCGACUAUUUCGCAGAGUCUCCCUUGACGGACAACCAAGGAGACGAGAUUCAAAUUGCCGACAUGGAGUAUUUCAGCUCAAUCGACAGCUUCUCCUCUUACAUACAGAAAGACAUCGCAGAGAAAAGUGGAUUGAGCAAAGAAAUUGGCCCUAAUUCAAACCCGAAGCAACGUUGCAGGCUCGAAGCAAGAUGCAAGAGAAUGGCAGAAAAUCUAAUUCACUUGGCUAAGUUGUACGAGCCCUACAUGUUCUAUCGCGCAAGGUAA